AGCUAGGAUACCAUGUAUGUGUAUAUGUUACUGAAAUCAAUGUAAUGUACGAAGUACUAUUCAUUUCUAAUUUGAUCCACCCAUAUUGUUCUGAAAACGAUGUCACUUUUACAGAGAACGGCUAUAUUGCGAUGUAUUUUGCUUCUUCUUAGCCUUCAACUGAUAUGUGUCACAUACCUAACAACACAGACCGGCUAUAUCCAAGGUGUUUUGAAUACGGCAAGGUUCAGCAGUAGUUCACGAUUCUUUUAUCCAAAUCACCAAUCUAUGGUAAAAUUAAAGAACGAUUAUUACCAGAGUCACUACAAAUCCUGUCAACAUUCUGUGGUCAUCGAAAACAACAUUAGUUGUAUAAAAAUAAUUAGCAAUUUGACCAGUGCAUCACCUAUGGCCACCAAUAAAAAACGAUUGUGUAACUUAACCAAAAUUUCUGAAAAUUGUCAGUUGUUUCGUCAAAUUAACGGGUACGAAGAUAAAGUUGUUACUAAACUGGAAGAAGAUUUUCCGCUAGCUUUUGGUAUUCGUCUGCAUAAAUCUCCAGUACAAAUGGAGCAGAUUUUAAGAAUUAUUUAUCGUCCACAUAAUUUUUAUUGUAUCCAUGUCGAUAACGGCAGUGAUAUCCGCGUAUUUAAUUCUUUAAAAUCAGUCGCCCGAUGUUUUGACAAUGUGAUCGUUUUGUCUCAAAUACGAACAGUAUACUCAUCUAUAAGACUUGUAGAAGCUGAUUUAUUGUGUAUGAAAGAAGCGAUGAAAUCAACAAUUCAAUGGAAAUAUUUUCUUAACAUGGCAGGUCAAGAAUUACCACUUAAAACUAAUCUGGAAAUAGUUCAAAUUUGCCAGUUAUUUCAGGGGAGGAAUGAUAUAGAAUCGGAGGCCAUGCCAAGUCAGUUGGAAGAAAGGAUUCGGUUUCACCAUGUGUUUAAAAAUCGUAGACCUUAUCACACAACAGUAACAAAACCACCGUUUCAAUACCCCAUUGAGUUCCGAAAGGGUAGUGCUUAUGGUGUGCUCUGUCGAGAUUUUGUUCAGUUUGCGUUAUACAGCGAAAUCGCUACUAAACUAGUGGAAUAUCUCUCUGACACAGAGGCUCCAGAAGAAACUUUCCUCAGUACCUUAAAUUUUAUGCAUGAAGCUCCAGGGGGGACUAAUGUAACUAUUUCUCAUUAUAAGAAAACAUAUCUCUCCCGAGCUGUGAUUUGGAUGUGGGAUAAAAUAAAAUGUCAGGGGACUUUUCAACGCGGUGUAUGUAUAUUCCAUAGCGGUGCUCUUCCUUGGCUUACGAAACAACCACAGGUGAUAGGGAAUAAAGUUAGCACGGCUUAUGACCAAAUCGUUAUUGACUGCAUGGAAGAAUUUCUACACAAUAAAUCUGUACAGAUUGAUUUUUCUGUAUUGAACACUACAAAGUACAAAAAUUAUCCACAUAUUCCAAACGAAAAUAUAAACUAGUUGUGUGCACGUUUCUACAUUCUUUCGUUGUAGAAACCCAGCCCAAUCGACAUCUUCUAAUUUCCUAAAAAUAUUUAUUUGCCAUUGAUACAUUACCCCGUGCAUUUGGGGGAAGGGGGGGGGGUAUUUCCACCAUACCCACCCCGUUCCGGCGCUCCUGUACAUUAAUAAAUAAUAUUUCAACAUACACUAAGACGUAUGACUUAUUUUAAAAGAGUAACAGUCACUUCUGGUUAUAUUUUGUAUAUAGACAAUAAAUACUUACCUAAUAUUUAAGUUAUUAUGUCGCCAACGUAAUACUAAACCUGCUCACGCUAAAACGGUUAUCAAACCUAUAUACUGUCAAGUUGUAUUAAAUCGAGGCUGGUCCAAUGUAAUGAUUUUUAAUAAAGAACCAGACGGACAAUAAAAAAUUGCUAGAAGAAUGGAUUUCCCUUUAAUGAAAUAGACCAGUAUCGAUUUCUCAUUAAUCCACGGUUGCGGGCGAAAAUAUUUAACUCUGUGCAUAACGACGUUACAGAACUUGUCAAAGACCUAUUAUUCACACCCACGAAUAAUAAUAAGUUAUAGAACUCGAUCAUGAUCAAAAAUGGUAAUUAAAAACUAUAUUCUCUCUCUUGGAAUUCCACGUAAACGUAACAGUCUCAAUACACUAUGUGCAAUAUUCGAAUAACCCUAAAACUUAUACCUAUAUCUCUAUUCGUAAUUCAACAUGAUUACCGGACUAUAACAUGAAUUAUAUCUUCGUAAUUGCGUGCUAAAUAAAUAAUGUAGGAAUUUACCAAAUAUGAUGUUAGAUCUGGAUUUACAAAUAUGGAUAAAUAUGUUUGUUCUUUAUAGGAGAUUAGUAUACCUUGUUAUGUCUCUCUUAAUCUCCAUAUAUGGCAUGAUACAGUGGUCGAUAUCUAAUUUACUUCAAGCAAACCUUAAACUAGUAAGGAAAAUAAACAUUCUAUCGAAUUAUUGAAGUAUUUAGUGAUUUCAUCUUGGGUCUUGUAAGCGGCUUCGUUUAGAGGCACACAAAAACGAAGUCUCCUGUACACGUUGGCAUACAGUUUAAAAUCGAUUAAAAGUAGGCAGAAAAAUCACUGUUCAGGAAAAAUUUUCUCAGAGAAAUAUGACCAGGCAUAAUGACCAGUCAGUGUUAGAUAGUAUUUAAUUUCUCAUGGUUAAUAUCAAUCAGAGUAGAAGCUAAUUAGUUAAGUAUUUAAUCCAUUAUUGUUUAUUUAUGUUAAUGUCUCUAGUGAUAAUCCUGUACAGUAUAUGUUUUGAUGUCAACACUUAAGCUUAUCAAUUUGUAGUUAGAAUAUAAAAAGGCUGAUGUACAUUAAUAGGUAAGUCAUUAUUAGGUCACCCGACUUAGUAGCAACUACGCCGGUCAUCCACUGUGCUGUAGGUGUACAUUGUAUGUAUUGAAUUAUUGUCAUUUGUAAGAUAUAAGUUCCUGUAAUUAAAAGGUUGAAGAACCA
Patella vulgata (common limpet) is the source of this 2918-nucleotide messenger RNA. Its product is annotated as beta-1,3-galactosyl-O-glycosyl-glycoprotein beta-1,6-N-acetylglucosaminyltransferase. Gene Ontology annotation, cellular component: membrane. The coding region runs from base 100 to 1449 and encodes 449 amino acids. Lineage: Eukaryota; Metazoa; Mollusca; Gastropoda; Patellidae. The record is from RefSeq and is a predicted model, not a curated record. The transcript is spliced from 2 exons. Gene Ontology annotation, molecular function: glycosyltransferase activity.